UUUUGUGGAGUUAUAUCCAGGUUUUGCCGCAUCGUUGUGUGAUUAUUUUGAAUUUAACUUACAUCGAGACAAUUGGUAUAAACUAGUGGAAAGAGUGCAAAUGAUAAAUACUAUACGUAGCUCAGUUGUGGUGUCGUGAUUUAUAAAUACAUUCCAAUGGAUCCUGCCAAACUUAAAGUUGUAGAAUUGCGCGCCGAAUUAUCGGCAAGAGGGCUUGAUAAUAAAGGUGUUAAGGCUGUUCUAGUAGACAGACUUAGACAAGCUUUGGAGGAAGAGACUGGACAAGAAGUACCAGAUACUUCAAUCGCUGAAACGUCAACUGAAGAAAUAGAAGAUAAAGUCGACUACUCUGAGGCGGAUAAAGACAGUUCCGAGCCGGAACAAGAAAAUACGCCGGAGUCUGAGGAAAACCAAGAUCAACAGUCUGAAGAAGAGAACUCAAAGCUGGAAGAAGGCUAUCAAGAAUUUGAGCAAGACGAUCCUCAGAAAGAAGAAGAGAAUAAUACUGAACUUGAAAGAGAGUCACCGCCUGACGAAUCUCAGGAAUACGGAGACCCGGAGAACACUUAUGAAUCAGAGAACUAUGGAUCAGAGGCUUAUCAAUCAGAGCCCGUAGAACAAGAACAAUCAGAGUCUGUAGACAACCAGAAGAUUGAAGAAUCAGACCAGCCACAAGAGAUUGACAUGGAAAAUGUCAUUGUUAAACAAGAGGAAGAAUCCACUGUAGACGAGUACAAACAACAAAACUAUGAGGAAAAACCUGACGUCAGCUCAUUACCGUAUCAGGGAUAUGACAACGGUGAUGACAAAAAGGAAGAUUACGAAGCAGAAGUCAAGAUGGAGCCUGGUGUAGAGGUGAAGGAAGAACAAGAUGACCGACAGGAGGAUAGGAAGAGAAAACGCUCCAGAUGGAGCCCCCAACCUCAGCAAAAGCAAGGAUGGGGCCAAAAACAAGAUUGGAGUCGUAAGGAUGAUGAACCUGAUUUGGAUAAUGAUGCAAUGGUUCUUGGCUGGUAUGAUUCAGACUUGAACCUGGAAAUCAACAAAGAAGACUUCCUAGAAGCAGCUCCAAUGAGUGUCCAAGGGUUCGGUUACAUCUGGGCUGGUUGUCGAGCUACUUUUGGGUUCAAUCAGGGAAAAGUCUGCUACGAGGUUAAGUUGCUAGAGAACCACGAUGUAGACCAUCUGGAAGACGAGCCCAGUCCUCAUGUGUUGAGAGUGGGGUGGUCCACAGUUGACACCGACAUGAUGCUAGGAGAAGAACCCAAGUCCUUCGGAUACGGAGGAACAGGAAAGAUCUCCACUAACUGCAAGUUCACCAACUAUGGAACCACCUUUGUUGUUGGGGAUGUGGUGACUGCCUACUUGGACUAUGGUGAGCGUGUAAAGAUGUCGUAUGCAGUGAACGGCCAAUUUCUUGGAGACGCUUUUGACAUCCCUUCGUCAGAUUUAGACAACCAGCCGCUGUUUCCGCACGUUUUGUCCAAGAACAUCAAGUUCCGGGUCAACUUUGGCCUCAGUGAGAUCCAGUUUCCCGCAGAGCCAGAGUACGUGUGGGCAGCGAACGUCCCUGUGGAGCAGCGAGUGGCUGGACCACGCCGGCCUGAGCGUCGUGAGGAUUGUGAGAUGCUGAUGAUGUGCGGACUCCCUGGGUGUGGUAAAACCACUUGGGCCAACGCCUUUGUAAAAGAAAACCGUGACAAGUUCUACAAUAUUUUGGGUACCAACAACCUCAUUGACAAAAUGAAGAUCCAAGGUUUGCCGCGGAAGCGCAACUACCACGGCCGGUGGGACGUGCUCAUUGACAAAUGCACCAAGUGUCUCAACAAGCUGCUGGAGCUGGCUGCUCGUCGCCGCAGAAACUACAUCCUAGACCAGACGAAUGUUUACCCGAGCGCUCAAAAACGCAAAAUGCGCAACUUUGGGGGCUUCAUUCGACGGGCGAUCGUUAUAGUGCCCAACGAUGAAGAGUUUCAACGCAGGUGUGCAAAACGUGAAGCGGAGGAAGGAAAAGACAUUCCGGACUCGGCGGUUUUGGAGAUGAAAGCCAACUUUCGGCUGCCUGAGGAAGGGGAACACUUUGACGAGGUGCGCUUCAUAGAGCUAAACCGUGAGGAGUCCCAGCCACUGGUGGAACAGUACAACAAGGAGGGUCGGGCCGCAGGGUUUGGACAGCAAGCUCCCUUCAGCGGACAAGGGGGCAAGAAGUUCAGACCUAACGAUAGACCUCCAUUCCGAGGAGGCGGAGGUUUCCGUGGCGGACGAGGAGGUGGGUUUGGCAUGGACAGGAAGGACCGUGGACCUGGUGGUCGUGGAGGGUUCAGAAGUGGAAGUAUGGAUCGUGGAGGUCGUGGAGGAUGGGGUCCACGUGGUGGUGGCCCUGACCGUGGCCCUCCUCGAGGAAACUGGAGAGACAGAAGUCCGUCUAGUGGUGGAUUUGACAGAGACGCGGACUCCCGUCCUCCCGGUGGUGGUCCAUGGAGGAACCAGAGAGGAGGGGACAGGGAUAGACCUUAUGACCGUAACCAGAGAGGUGGACCUCGCGGUGGCGGUAACUUCAGGGACAAUGACUACAACAACAGAGGGGGAGGUUUCCGAGACGGAGGCUAUGAAAGGGACGACUACCGAGGUGGUGGUUUCAACAGAGACGAAGGCUUCAGAGACAACCGUGGAGGGAGAGGUGGACGAGGGGGCAGAGGAGGAGGCUUUGACAGAGACAACAAGGGAGGACGCGGCGGCUUUGACAGGAGCAGAGGCGGCUUCAACGAUAGACGUGGAGGUGGAAACAGAGAUGGGUUUGACCGUAACAGAGGGGAUAGAGGCCCUAGAGACAACAAGGGUGGAGCCGGCCAAGGUGGAAACCAAGGCAACCAAGGUGGUGGAUGGGGCAACCAGACCUACCAGGGAGGUUGGGGCCAACAGGGAUACAACCCCCAAGGCUACAACCAGGGCUACAACCAAGGUUACAACCAAGGAUACAACCAGCAGGCCACACCUCAGCAGGGCUGGGGGCAGCAAGCUUGGGGUAACAAAGCUACUGGCCAGCAACAACAGGCUGUAGCGGCGACUGGAGCAACAACAACACCCGCCGCAACUGGUUACAAUACAACCGGUUACACCCAACAAGCAGCCGGUUACAACCAAGCAGCUGGUUAUCAGGGCUACUGGGGCCAGUACGGCUACGGACAGGGCUGGACGCAGAAUGCUGACGGGACCUACUCAUAUCCGCAAGGGUGGCAAAACUACGGCUACAACUACGGGACAGCCAUGACUCCUGGGAUGACGGCUGCUGCCACCCCCGCAGCGACCACUGCUACCCCUGCCGCGGUUACAGCUCAGACCCCCGCAGCCAAGUAACUAUGUACCUGACACCCCGACAACUAGUGUCUUUGUCAACAAGCUUCUUUCUCUUUGUAGAUUCUAUAUUUAUGUUAGUAUUAAAGCCUCGGUCAUUCGACAUUGUAUAACAGUUCACCUGAAUGAAUUGGAUGUUGAUGUGAAUGUGCAAUUGAAGAAGUUUAUUAGUAAAUUUAAAGUGUAUUUUUACAAUGUUUAUGCAUAAAAUUUUUGUUUUUAACUAAACAACUUGCUGUAAGUUAAUAUAAGAAAGUCUUAUAAUUUAGAUUUUACACAAUGAUUUUGUGAUAAACUGUUAUGCAAUGUGUUUGUGUUAGCCUGUGCCCAAUCCAAGGCUAUUCUGUUUAUAUUUUUAUCUUAUAAGUUUUGUACAAUAAAGAUUGUAAUUGUUUUAAAUGAGAAACUAAUUUUAAUCGUGAUUUAUGAAUGAGACAUGUAAUUUUUAAUAAGGUAUGACAGAUUAAAGUGAUUAAAAUGCCAA
Macrosteles quadrilineatus (aster leafhopper) is the source of this 3838-nucleotide messenger RNA. Its product is annotated as heterogeneous nuclear ribonucleoprotein U-like protein 1. NCBI's taxonomy places the organism in Eukaryota, Metazoa, Arthropoda, Insecta, Hemiptera, Cicadellidae. Gene Ontology annotation, molecular function: protein binding. The coding region runs from base 157 to 3357 and encodes 1066 amino acids. The record is from RefSeq and is a predicted model, not a curated record. The transcript is spliced from 20 exons.